GUUUGUUGUUAAUUAGUGUUUAAUUAUAAUUAGUGUUCUGUCCACAUGACGACAACAGCAAAAAUACCUCCAAUUACCAUGAGCAAGUUAUAUGUGGGCAAUUUACCAACUGAAACCAGUGAAAAUGCUCUUCGGCAACUGUUUCUGGAACAGAACUUGUCUUGUACAAGUAUUUUAGUAAAACGUGGAGGUUAUGCCUUCGUUGACUGUCCAGAUCAGUCGUCUGCUGAUAGGGCUAUUGAUAAAUUAAAUGGGUUUAAUUUUAACGGAUCCCCUUUAGUGGUUGAACCGUCGGUGGCGUCUGGAAAAAAGAAGUCUCAUCCAGGUUAUCCAGAUACUCCUCCGAUGCAGGUGGGCAAUGGAUGGAUUCAAACACCAAAAAUAAUAAUAUCAAAUUUGGGUCCACAUGUAAGGUUCGAGGACAUCGAACAUCUGCUGAACCAGCAUGGGCGCGUCGUGUCGUGCGAUAAGCUCACCUCCAAAGACCCAAGCACACAGACGGUUGCCGUUACUUACGAGACCACGGAGCAGGCCCAACAAGCCGUAAAUCAGCUCAAUGGAGUUGACGUAGAGGGCAAAUCGCUUAAAGUGGAACUGGCCGUGGAAAAACGCGGGAGAAGGGGCCCGCGGGGUCCGGGAGCCCCCUUUGGGGGUUUACCCGGACAGAGCAGGCAAACAGACUUCCCCUUGCGGAUACUUGUACAAAGUGAUAUGGUAGGAGCUAUAAUUGGUAGACAGGGUUCAACGAUAAGGCAGAUAACACAACAGACCAGAGCGCGAGUCGACGUACACAGGAAAGACAACGUGGGCUCGUUAGAGAAAGCCAUCACGAUCUACGGCAACCCGGAGAACUGCACCAACGCCUGCAAGCGGAUCCUGGAGGUUAUGCAGCAAGAGGCUAACAAUACGAACAAGGGAGAGAUUUCGUUAAAAAUCCUGGCCCACAACAACCUCAUAGGCAGAAUAAUAGGCAAGGGCGGCAACACGAUCAAGAGAAUAAUGCAGGAGACCGAAACGAAGAUCACGGUCUCGAGCAUAAACGACAUAAACUCCUUCAACCUGGAGCGGAUCAUCACGGUGAAAGGUUCGAUAGAGAACAUGAGCCGGGCGGAGGCUCAGAUCAGCGCUAAGCUGAGGCAGAGCUACGAGAACGACCUGCAGGCCAUGGCGCCCCAGACGAUGAUGUUCCCCGGACUCCAUCCGAUGGCUAUGAUGGCCACCGCAGGAAUAGGCUACGGAUCUAGGGGGCUGUACUCGGGUCAAGCGCCAUAUCCGGGAAUGUAUCCCGCUGGGCCUUCGCAGGGCGGAGGCGACACCCAAGAGACUACCUACCUGUACAUACCGAACAACGCUGUGGGGGCAAUCAUCGGUACCAAGGGGUCGCACAUAAGGAACAUCAUCAGAUUUUCCGGCGCCUCCGUCAAGAUAGCCCCCCUGGACGAGACCAAACCUCAGGAAACGCAAAACGAACGACGAGUUACGAUCGUCGGCUCCCCCGAGGCACAAUGGAAAGCACAAUAUUUAAUUUUCGAGAAAAUGAGAGAAGAGGGCUUCGUGGCGGGCUCGGACGACGUCCGGCUGACAGUAGAGAUCAUGGUGCCCAGCUCCCAAGUGGGCCGGAUAAUCGGGAAGGGAGGACAGAACGUCCGCGAGCUGCAGCGCGUCACGGGCAGCGUCAUCAAGCUACCGGAGCAGGGCGCGUCGCCCCAGGAGGACGAGACCACAGUUCAUAUCAUAGGACCAUUCUUCAGUGUUCAGUCGGCGCAGCGACGUAUCCGCGCCAUGGUGCUGCAGUCGGUGGUGCCGCCGCAAGGGAGACCGCGCCAGCCGAAACCCCAGAAGGACCCCAGCCUGUCUGAAGCUGCUUCGACCGAACAACAACAGUAGUACCAGCUAGCAUCGUUCACUGCCUGUGCAUGGGUUUAUGCAUACCCUAUUGUACACGAACAUCUCGAGGCCUUCCACUAGCGCAAUAUCGUCCUUCCAUUAGUCGAGCAUAAGUGUCGUUGCACGAGGAAUCAUCAUUACUUGCGGUUACGAGGAGUGCAUUUCUUUUUCGGUGAUGAUCAGUUUACCGUGCAGGAUGAUGUUUUACACCAACGAAAACCAAUUACUUUUAUGUCGGUUCAAGUUUAAUAUGUUCUUCAAUUUAAAGCGAUUAGUUGCCUUUUUAAAUGAUUAAAUGAUAGUAGUAGUUAUGUUGUUUCUUCGCAGUUUGUCGAGAAUAUUAGGAUAGUGGAAAGUUUAGAGAACGGACUGGAAUACGGUAUGUUGAACUUUGUGCCCAAUUACUACAAUCUACCUCAAGAAAUCAAAAUAUAUUAGAUUUUUAUAGCCAUAGAAAUUUCCGUUAUGUAUACAGCAACCAACCAUAGAAACCUCAGAGAUACAACUACAGUUUUUAUUAUACAUUUUUUACUUACACACUUAACGAUUUAUAAUUUUUUUACUACAAAACUACCUGAACUUAUGGACUACCAAAGAUGUAACUGAUUGUAAAAACGUGCGAACACGACUGGCGUUCAUCCUUGUAGUACAGUUAUCGUGUUCGGACGUGCGACCACUGGAUUUUGACCACUCGACUUCGGCCCACCACACAAAAACAGAUCAACCAUGCAACAAAAUUAUCGAAAAACAAAAAAGUGAAAAAAAAAACAAACACAUGAGAAAAAUCGAUCGAUCGAUCAGUCACCGUUACAAAUCUUCUGAAGAGUCCCAACAGCACUACAUCAAAAGGCGAAAAGUUCCUCUGCAGAAAGGAGCGGCGCGGGUCGCGACGGCCCGGUCCCCGCGGCCCGCGCCGCCGACUAACGUGGCUGUAAACGUUUUUUUGGGAGUGAAUGUGAAAACAAGAGCUUUAAGGAUAUUUGAUAUAUAAGUUACAGUGUAUUGUUGUGCGUGUCGCAGACUGGCGGUGAUGCGGGCGGGGGGACGCCCAGACCAAUGGGGACUGUCACAGUGAGUGGCGCCCCGCCGCGAGUGCAACGAUACCUCGGAUACAAAACAAAAAAAAAACUAUUUAAAAACGUGUGAAUGUGAGAGACAUUUUUUAACUAUUAUAUUAUUGUUAGGCGAUUGUUAAAAUAAUGUUUUGAAGAGGGGCGCCCUGCGCGCGCCGCCCCUGAGAUAUUAUUUGUUAGAAGGAGCGGGGCGGCGCGUCGCCGGUCCCGCAAGUGGUUGUUGCAGAAUUAACACAGAUGUAGGACAAGUAAGGCUCGGCCUUAUAGCGACCUGAUGCCUUGUGUCAAGGUCGGUCGUGGUCCCUGAUAGUACAAACUUGGGAGGUAUAGAUGGGCCUGUUCGCGCCCUCCGGUGCUCGGCCACCGGGUAUGUAAAAAAAAAUAUUUUUGAUAAAAAUUGUUUGUUGGGGAGGAUAUUUUUUGUUAGAUUUUUAAAAAUUUAAA
This is a messenger RNA of Anoplophora glabripennis (Asian longhorned beetle), 3404 nucleotides long. RefSeq names its product insulin-like growth factor 2 mRNA-binding protein 1 (gene Imp). Gene Ontology annotation, cellular component: cytosol; cytoplasm; nucleus. The coding region runs from base 46 to 1887 and encodes 613 amino acids. Gene Ontology annotation, biological process: nervous system development; regulation of gene expression. The transcript is spliced from 10 exons. The record is from RefSeq and is a predicted model, not a curated record. Lineage: Eukaryota; Metazoa; Arthropoda; Insecta; Coleoptera; Cerambycidae. Gene Ontology annotation, molecular function: mRNA 3'-UTR binding.